Messenger RNA from Ceutorhynchus assimilis (cabbage seed weevil), 8291 nucleotides. The record is from the annotation of a GenBank genome assembly. Lineage: Eukaryota; Metazoa; Arthropoda; Insecta; Coleoptera; Curculionidae.
UCCAGGAUGAGAACGAUGAUGACUCGUCUCGCCCUUAUUAGGUGAUACCGCGUCAUUCGAAUUAGAGUAGGAUUUCAUUUUUUGUAAGCGAAAUUUUUGGGCAGAUAUCCUGGGAGGAAUAAGGGAGUAAGAAUGGCCAAACCUGGCUUGAUAGUGGGAGAUUACGUUUGGGUAAAGCAAGUAACCAAUGGCGAAUUCGAUAUACCAAUCGGUGGUAAAGUAACCACCAUAGAAUCGAGCAGAAUUAAACUGUUGGAUGACGAUGGAACGCAACAAUAUGUGUCCAAGCAACAAGUGCUCAAACUUAUGCACGUCACCUCCGAAAAGGGGGUGGACGAUAUGAUUAAUUUGGGGGAUUUACAGGAGUACGCUAUACUGAGGAAUUUGCAUAAGAGAUAUAAGGAAAAGAUGAUUUAUACAUACACAGGAACCAUGUUGGUAGCAGUAAACCCAUACGAAUUUUUACCAAUUUAUACAAAUGCUCUUAUAAACGAGUACAAGGAUAAACGUUUUGAUGAAUUACCUCCUCACAUAUUUGCUGUAGGUGAUAACAGUUAUAAUGACAUGAAGAAAACCAGAAAAGAUCAGUGUAUAGUAAUCAGUGGUGAAUCAGGUGCAGGAAAAACUGAGAGCACAAAACUACUUCUACAAUAUCUAGCAUCGACCAGCGGCCAACAUUCCUGGGUAGAACAGCAAAUUUUGGAAGCUAAUCCUAUUCUGGAAGCUUUCGGCAACGCUAAAACCGUACGCAACGACAACUCAUCCAGAUUUGGAAAAUAUAUCAAUGUGGAUUUCAAUGUAAAUGGAGCGAUUGAGGGAGCCAGAAUACAACAGUAUUUAUUAGAAAAAAGUCGAAUCGUGUCUCAGAAUGAGGGCGAAAGGAAUUAUCAUAUAUUUUAUAGUAUGUUGGCAGGUUUGCCCAGGGAAGAUAAAAAGAGAUUUGGAUUGGAUAGUGCAGAAUCGUAUCAAUAUUUGAUAGGUGGCAAAACUCUAAUAUGUAACGACAGAAACGAAUCCAAAGAGUUUUCAGACAUCUCCGGCGCUCUCAAAGUCCUAAAUUUUUCCGACAAAGAAACCAACGACAUUUUUACCCUUUUGGCUGCAAUUUUACAUUUGGGCAACCUCAAAUUCAAAUCAGGUUCCUCCUCGCACUCAGAAAGCUCUGACGUAGCCGAUGCAGGCCUAAACGAAAGAAUAUCCAAAUUACUAGGGGUCGCUAAGCAAGAUUUGGCUGAGGCUUUGACUAAAAGAACUAUCUACGCUCACGGGGACACUAUUAUAUCGCCAAUGUCCAAAGAUCAAGCCUCGGAGUCGAGAAAUGCAUUUUCCAAAGGCAUUUAUGGUAAAAUGUUUAUAAAAAUAGUCAGUAAAAUAAACGAAGCAAUUUACAAACCGAAAAUACCACAUAAAAAAUCCAUUGGCGUUCUGGAUAUUUUUGGUUUUGAAAACUUCAAAGUGAACAGUUUUGAGCAAUUGUGUAUAAACUACGCCAAUGAAAAUUUACAGCAGUUUUUUGUACAACAUAUUUUUAAACUAGAACAGCAAUAUUACACAAACGAAGGCAUUAAUUGGUCAAAUAUUGAAUUUAUUGAUAACCAAGAGGCUUUGGAUAUGAUAGGCUUGAAGCCCAUGAACGUCUUAUCUUUGAUAGAUGAAGAAACUAAAUUUCCAAAAGGCACAGAUUUUUCUAUGGUAACAAAAUUACAUCAACAACAUGGCACCAAAAAAUACUACCUUAAGCCUAAAUCAGAUAUGACUCCAAGUUUUGGCAUACAACAUUUUGCUGGAGCAGUAUUUUACGACGUGCCAGGAUUUCUAGAUAAAAACCGUGACACUUUUAGUCAGGAUUUGAAAAAUCUUGUGAAAACAACGCAAAAUGAUUUGCUUAAAGAAAUGUUUAGAGAAGAUUUGAAUAGCGAAAGUAAUGGAAAGAAAAUGGUGACUUUGUCCUCACAAUUUAAGAUUUCUUUAGAGCUUUUGAUGAAAACUUUAGAGUCUUGUCAUCCGUUUUUUGUAAGAUGUUUGAAGCCUAAUGAAGUCAAAAAGCCACAAAUAUUCGAUAAAGCAUUAUGCUGCAGACAAUUAAGAUAUUCAGGCAUGAUGGAAACAGCUAAAAUAAGGCAAUCCGGAUAUCCAAUAAGAUAUUCAUAUCCAGAGUUCGUUGACAGAUUCAGAUAUUUGGGCAAAGCAAUACCGCCAUCUAGUAAGGGGGACUGCAAACAAUCUACCCAAAAAAUUUGCAAUGAAGUUUUCAAAAAUAACGAAGACUACCAAAUGGGACACACGAAAUUGUUUUUGAAGCACGUCGACAACGAGAAAUUGGAAGAAAUGAGAUCGGUAAUAUUAGCUAGGUAUAUUAUUAUUCUCCAAAAAGCAAUCAAAGGUUGGAUAUAUAGAAGGAGAUACUUGAAAUUAAAAGCAGCGGCCAUUGUGUUCCAGAAACAUUUUAGAGCUAGAGGGUAUAGAAGCAGAUUUUUGAAGAUGAGAAAUGGUUACCAACGAUUCCAGUCCAAAAUCCUUUCUCGUCAACUGACAUUCUCCUACAAAAAUCUACGACAAAAAAUCAUCGGUUUGCAAACCCAUUGUCGCGGUCGUUUAUCCAGAACCAACGGCCAGUUUGGUCGCAUCUACUCCAUAAUACGCCAAAAACGCAUCGACGAGUCCAACUUCAGAAAACAAGGCAAAAAGAAUGCUCCGCAGGAAGCCGGAAAGCUUAUGCAACAACGAUUGGCGGAAGCCAGCGCUGAUUAUGCUGCUUGGUUGAAAAAACAAGAAGAAGAAAUUGCCAAAGACGUAGAUCAAGUGGAGAAAGAUUUCGCCUUCUUGGAUGCCUCCGGAUUGGAUCCGCAAACUCCCGAAAGAAACAUUCCUACAUUAGCUGAUCAGCUUAACAGCGAGUCUAUAAAAUCUACAGAAGACUUAUCGGAAUAUACGUUCCAUAAAUAUGCUGCCACUUACUUUGUGCACGGCACUGGACAUCAACACGCUAAAAAACCACCACGUGGUGGAUCUUUACACGAGUUACCUACACCUGAUGAUGUUUUGGCUGCUCAAGCCUUAUGGGUUGUUGUUUUGAGGUUUAUGGGUGACAUGGCAGAUCCUAGAGGUAGCAAAGAAGUCGCUCCUCCUCCGGUCAUGAUCGAACUAAACCAAACAAUAAGCAGAGCAUUCACAAAUAGAAAAGAAUACCAACAAAUGAUGCAAGACGAAAAGAAACAAAAGAGCACGAUGAAAAAAGUUGAAAGGCAAAAGAUGACUAAUGCGACCCUUAGAAGGAAAACUCAGCUUUUGGACGACGUCAAACGCGGUUUAGUGGAAGACACUUUUGCUAUCAACAGCUACAAUGAUUGGAUAAAUAAUAGGAGGACUAAUAAUUUGGAGAAAUUGCACUUUAUUAUUGGGCAUGGAAUUUUGAGACCAGAAUUAAGGGAUGAAAUCCUGUGUAUCGUCUGCAAACAACUAUCAAACAACAACAGCAAAGCAUCAUACGCGCGAGGCUGGAUCCUCUUGUCUCUAUGCGUAGGAUGUUUCUUACCAAGCGAACGGUUUUUGCCUUACUUAAGAGCCUUUAUCAGGAGCGGACCGCCAGGAUAUGCACCAUUUACCGAAGCCAGAUUGAAUCGUACGAUGAAAAACGGUAACAGGACACAACCGCCGUCGUAUUUGGAACUUAUUGCAAAUAAGAACAAGCAACCUGUUCCGCUUAAAAUAGGUCUACAAAAUGAUUCAGUACAAGAAGUUGAAAUUGAUUCGGCAACGACAGCCGAAGAAGUAAUUGGGUUGAUUUCGAAAAGUUUGAGCCUCAAAGAUACUUUUGGAUUUUCUUUGUUCAUUAGCCUCUAUGAUAAGGUGAUGUCUCUUGGAAGUGAGGGUGACCACGUUUUGGAUGCCAUUUCACAAUGCGAGCAAUAUUCCAAAGAACUUGGUCACGAUGAGAAAAAUAGUCCAUGGAGGAUAUUUUUGAGAAAGGAAAUGUUUUCUCCUUGGCAUGAUCCUAGUUAUGACCCAGUAGCUACUGAUUUGAUAUAUAAACAGGUAUUCAAGGGUCUUAAAGGCGGCGAGUACCGUUGCCCACAAGAAGGGGAUGUAGCAACAUUAAUAGCAACUAGAUUCUACAUUGAAGAAGGAUCUACACUGAAUCCCAAGGUCUUACAUAGCAGAAUUGGAGAAUUCCUGCCAUUGUCCAUUGUAAAGUACGCUCAAGGUAACUUGGCCGAAUGGGAACUUAAAAUUGCGGAAGCCUUCCAAAUGCUUGUCUGCGUCAAACGAAAGAUGCCAGCAGCGAAAGCCAAAGAAUUUAUUGUUAUUUACAGGUACAGUAAAUCCACUUGGCCAAUCCUCUUCUCCAAAUUCUACGAAGCCCAACAACUCUCCGGACCUCCACUACCCAAGAAAAAAGUCAUCGUAGCAGUAAAUUGGACCGGUAUUUACCUGAUAGACGAACAAGAACAAAUUUUACUAGAAUUCAGUUUUGCCGACAUACAAUUCAUCACUUUCGAACACACAAACAACAUCCCGAAACUUAUGUUCACCACUGUGGCAAAAGAAGAAUACGUAUUCCAUACGCCCGAUGCUAAAAGUCUGAGCUCUCUAAUCCAAUUCAUCAUUGACGGGCUCAGAAAACGUUCAAUUUAUUGCGUGGCUACGCAAGAUUACAAACCGGAAACGGGCGAAUCUUUCCUCGCGUUCAAAAAGGGUGAUUUAAUUGUCCUGAAAAAUAAUACGAGAGGCGAAACGUUGCUGACAGCUACAUGGGGCUAUGGGGAAUGUAAUGGAAAGACUGGCGAUUUCUAUACUGAAAUGGUUUAUAUUUUGCCUACUUCGACUGUACCACCUCAAGAUAUUUUGACGGCAUUUAAAAAAGAUUUUGUCAUUGUUAAUGAAAAACAACAAACUGCCCCAGAAAUAUCAUCAAUACAACGUAUGCGUCAGCACACAUUAUCUGUAUACUCUGAAGAACACUUUAGAACUGCCAAGAAAGUAGAAACAUCGGGAAGACCCUCGGUAAUGAUGACAGCUAGAAGAAAUGACAGAGAAGAACUAUGGAAAUACACAAACGAACCCAUUUAUCAACCAUUAUUGCAAAAACUUAUGGAACAUGAGGAGGCCAGUAAAGAAGCUUGUAGCAUAUUCACAUCUAUUCUGAGAUAUAUGGGUGAUUUGCCAGCUCCAAAAGCCAAAUAUCCAAACGAAUACACCGACCAAAUAUUCGGACCGCCCUUGAAAAUCGAAAUGUUAAAGGACGAAGUCUACUGUCAAAUAAUGAGGCAAUUAACAUUCAAUAGAAUGUCAAUUAGUGAAGAAAAAGGCUGGGAAUUGAUGUACUUAUUGACUGGUUCAUUUGUGCCCAGCAUAAAUCUUUUGGAAGAAACAAAAAAAUUCCUUAAAACCCGAGUGCAUCCUUUCGUCGAAACUUGUUUGCAACGAUUACACAAAACUCAAAAAGUGGGCCCUAGAAAGUACCCACCGUAUUCCAUAGAAGUAGAAGCCAUUCAAACAAGAAGUAUGGAAAUUUACCACAAAAUCUAUUUCCCCGAUGACACUGAUGAAGCAUUUGAAGUUGAUUCUAUGACCAGAGCGUCAGAUUUAUGCAAUAACAUUGCUAUGAGAUUAGAUAUUUCUUCAACAGAUGGCUUCAGUCUAUUCGUAGCAAUUUCUGACAAACUAUUUUCUAUACCUAAAGAAUCAUUUUUCUACGACUUUUUGAGUGAACUAAUUUACUGGAUGAGAGCUACUAAACCUAGUUGGGGAAGUGCUGCUCCAAUUCAAGCUCAAUACCAAGUAAUUUUCAUGAAAAAACUUUGGGUGAACACCGUGCCAGGAAAAUGCAAAUAUUCCGAUCAAAUAUUCCACUAUCACCAAGAACUACCUAAAUAUCUUAAAGGAUAUCACAAAUGCACUAAACAAGAUGCUAUUAAACUAGCCGGACUAAUUUUAAGGGCCAGAUUUGGUAACGAUGUGCAAGAAGUACAAAGUGUAAUGCAAAGUAACUAUAAGGAAUUUAUUCCGCAAGAUUUAAUCAAAGCUACAAACUCUUCUGAGUGGAAAAAAUUGAUUUUGGCUGAAUAUAAGUCGGCUAAUUUGAGUGUGGAUGAAGCUAAAGAUGCUUUCUUGAAAACUAUUUAUAAUUGGCCCACGUUUGGGUCCACGUUCUUUGAAGUUAAACAAACUACAGAACCGUCUUAUCCUGAAAUUGUUAUUAUAGCCAUUAACAAGAAGGGUGUUAAUAUUAUUCAUCCACAAACUAAAGAUAUUUUGGCCGUCCACGACUAUUCCGAACUAGCAAAUUGGGGUUCAGGAAACACUUAUUUCCAACUAACCAUUGGGAACGUCAUGAGAAAAACUAAAUUACUGUGUGAAACGUCGCAAGGAUACAAAAUGGACGACCUGAUUACCUCGUACAUCAAGUUUAUGAAAGAGAGCGCGAAAAAGGAAAAAGAAAUUUCGAUGUUUUUAUAAAUCACAUUUUAUUUAUUAAAUAAUAAUUAACAAUCAUAUUUAUAUAAAAACCUUAAAUAAAUAAAUCAUAAAGGCAAAUUUACAUAGGUACAUAAUAUAACAAAAUUGACUAGAACACGACAGUCAAGCGCUCACUCUUAACUAAGGCAAAAUCGACUAAGAUUUAAGUAAUUGGUAUACAAAAUAUGGAACAUGAAUAGUGAUAAGUUAAAUUAAAUUUUGAAUAUAGUUACAAUUCAAAAAUUUUUGCAGUUAACUCAUCUUAUAUCGGAUACCAUAACGAGUAAAGCGUCCCAACAAACAGGAAAACCAUAAUAUAUAGUCUUAUUGUUACCGAUAUCAUGUGAAUUUUUCUGCUUUCAAAUAAAGUAGAAUUUCAUCUUAGUUUGAGGGUUAUCCACAAAAAAUAUGUAUAAUUUUGGUUGCCGAAGUAUUCGUAUUAUUAGAGCGAGCACUAAGAACAAUAGCUACCCAAACACACGUCUAAAAAAUCCAAAACUAUUUAUCCAUAAGUUGACUUAGCUAAAUUCCCCAGCAAUUUAUCAAUAGCCACAUCUCCAACUGUUUGUUUGAAUAACAACUCCUCCAAACUCCUUCUGGAAAUAUUCUGGAUCGCUGGCAGAGUCAAUAAAAGCUUACCAAAUCUGGCCUUGUGAUGACUUUGACGUUGUGCGCAAUAUUCGUGAAGCAUCACGUGAGUUUGGUCUUGUAGUAGCUCUACGUGAGUUGGUUCGCAGAGGCCUCUACAUUCUGCUUUAAAUAGAACUAAAGCUUUCAAGCAAGCAUGCUCGGUAUGAUCUACUCUGAGCAUGUUCAAUCGGGAAAUUACUUCACGGAGUUUUCUGGCUUCGUCCUCCAAGAUUGGGUGCCUUGUUGUUGGGGCUACUGCGUUGUUGAGCAGAACUACUUCAUCUAUUGGAAGAGCCCAUUGCGCAGCAGUCAAAAUGAAAAGUUCGCUCCAACUUUCUUCUAACAAGAUCGCUUGAUCUCUGUGCGAUAAUUGUAAAAAAGACGGUAUGGUUUUGGCCCAUUUAAUAGCCAAAAACAACAAUUUAGCGGCCGAUUCGUAAAUAUUUUCCGCAAAAAGUGACAGACACGGUACGUCCAGUGGCAUAUGAGCAGAAGAUUUUGCUUCAAUUGGCAAUUCCAGGCGUGAAUUAGAUAUUUCUACAUCUUUAAUUGUAUCUUGACUGCUGAUUUCUUCAGAACUUGUAACUUCGUCAUCUUUCAAACCACCGCCAGAUAUUUCCGUUUUCAAAUAAGGAAGAGUUUUUUCCGGAUACAACAUAGACGAACCCAUCAACAAUCCAGGCUUUAGAAACUGGCCGGCCAACAUACUGCUGGGGUAUAGUAACCCUUGCGGCAAGUAACUGUUCUGGCCUGCCAUCAUUGGUGGACUAAUGGAAUGUUCCAGUAAUGGAGACGUGGCAAAGUGUAGAGGGAACAUUGACGUUGGUUGUAAUGUACGGAAUCUUGGAGAUAAACCCACUGGAUAGUGCUGUAGGGUUGAAUGUGUUGUUCUUGGAGCUCUUUCAUGUUGAACAGCAUCUCUUUUCAUAUUGACCUGUAGACACUUUUUGAAUCUACAAGCCUGACACUGAUUUCUUCUAGUAACAUCGACAACACAUCUUCCGUUUUCUUUGCAACUGUACUCUAGAUUCCUUCUAAUGCUUCUUUUGAAAAAUCCUCUACAACCAUCGCAACUUGACACGCCAUAAUGCUUUCCUGAAGCCUUAUCGCCGCAAACUUUACAAAGGGUUUCUACUUUUAGCGAAGAUGAUUCCUCCAUAAUAAUCUACAAAAUGUAAUUCAACCCGAUAAUAGAUUAUUCA